Molecule: messenger RNA, 898 nt
Organism: Didymella exigua CBS 183.55
Lineage: Eukaryota; Fungi; Ascomycota; Dothideomycetes; Pleosporales; Didymellaceae
Exons: 1
Coding region: 258-506 (82 amino acids)
Source: RefSeq, a predicted model, not a curated record
GGUAGAUAGCCGGUAAUCUCACUUGAUGUCUCGUCGUCUCCCUCUUCCUUCAAACCCAUUGUCCUUCGUUCAUUCAACAUUGACAUCUGCAUCUUCCUCGGAGUGCUUCGAUACUACUGGAAACCCGACCUCAAUACUAGGAUUUCCACAAUAUUUCACGUUUUUGGGUGGGAAGCUUCGCAUAUCACCACAGCUCUUUGAAACGCGAGCUUUCCCAGGCACAUCGAGCCGAUGUCAUCCUCGACCCCAACAACACCAUGUCCAACAUGAGAAUAUCCACUAUAUCCACCCUGCUGGCCAUACUGGUCCUAGUCAGCGCCAUGCCACACGCACAUCAGAAGAUCUUCAACAAUGAGGACGACUUCUGGGCAAAGAAGCCCAUGCACACGACAGAUCUUAUGGCUGGCAGGGCACGCACGACCAUAAAACACUCGACUACCUACACUCAAAUUCCCACAGCGACACCAAGAAUAGAGAUACAGUAUGAGGAGGUGAACGAACUUUAACGGGCAUUCAUCGUCAAACUUCCGCUCAUGCGCUGUGUCAUGCGACAGUAGAGGCGACCAUAUGAUAUUCAGAAGCCUGAGGGGAUGCAUUAUAUUAAAGCGGACCUCUACGACAUUCACAUAAAAUAUCUGGCGGUAUUAUUUGUUUCUGGGACAUCUCAAGAAUUGGACAACUACCGACCUGUGUCUGCCGGGCAGCAGAGCUCCGCUGGGUGGCUGCUGCUCGGCAUGUGUACUUGAGGCUCCUCUAUGCGGAUUUGUAUUCUUCUUCAAAGCCCUUUACUUCAACUAUCCAAUUACCAAACCAAUCAACUAGAAGACAAAGUUGCGACUUCAAGUGCUCCAAAAGUCCAUCAGCACCUUGUCAUGUCCAGCAGAGAAUACAAAGCCGC